Messenger RNA from Rhinichthys klamathensis goyatoka, 138 nucleotides. RefSeq lists its product as uncharacterized. The transcript has 2 exons. NCBI's taxonomy places the organism in Eukaryota, Metazoa, Chordata, Actinopteri, Cypriniformes, Leuciscidae. The record is from RefSeq and is a predicted model, not a curated record. The annotation marks the transcript as partial.
AGGAGGAGACAGAGGAGCAGACAGAGGAGGAGACAGAGGAGCAGACAGAGGAGGAGACAGAGGAGUAGACAGGAGGAGACAGAGGAGGAGGAGGAGGAGACAGAGGAGCAGACAGAGGAGCAGACAGAGGAGGAGACG